AUGGCGACGCCAAGGACGAAGAAGCCAGUCCCUUCUUGGAUUGAGAAUCCCUACCCGCAUAUUGAACACAGUCUGAUAUCCUUUCCGCGGAAACACAUCCUUCUUGUCACGAUAAACCGACCGGAGCAUAUGAAUUGUCUCCCCGUGGAGGCGACGAUAGAACUCGGUGCAUUGUGGAAAUGGUAUGAUGCCGAACCGGAGCUGCGAUGCGCCGUGUUCACGGGAGUUGGAACCAAGGCCUUUUGCGCCGGCAUGGACCUGAAGCAGAGAUUGGAUAUCAUCAAGACAAACGACGUCGCCUUUGACUACCCACCAGGUCAAUUUGCGGGCAUGAGCAAUCGGACAGGGAGGAAACCGAUCAUUGUCGCAUGCAACGGCCACGCUCACGGUGGUGGCUUUGAAGCCAUUCUCAACGCCGAUGUCAUCUUCGCUUCACCAAACGCAACAUUUCGUCUCCCCGAAGUCCUCCGCGGCGUAUCUGCCCUCGCCGGCGCAUUGCCUCGUUGCAUGAUGCUCUUUGGUAAUCACCGGACGAUGGAUCUCAUACUCACAGGCCGGACAUUAUCAGUAGAAGAGGCACGCAACUGGGGAUUGGUUAAGGAGAUUGUGCCGCAGGAGAGGCUUCUGGAGAGAACACUCGACUAUGCUAGCCAGAUCGCUGGACUGAGUCCCGACAGCGUCAUUAUCUCGCGAUUGGCGGCACGGGAAGCAUGGGAGACUGGCGUUAGCAGAGCGACUAUGCGCGGACAGGAGUUAUGGGCCGAGGCAAUGCUUCGGAGCAAGAACGCGACUGAAGGACUGGCGGCAUAUCGUGAGAAGAGAGACCCCAAGUGGUUUCCUUCGCAUCUGUAG
This is a messenger RNA of Colletotrichum abscissum, 852 nucleotides long. RefSeq names its product carnitinyl-CoA dehydratase. Gene Ontology annotation, molecular function: enoyl-CoA hydratase activity. The record is from RefSeq and is a predicted model, not a curated record. Bases 1 to 852 code for a protein of 283 amino acids. The transcript is spliced from 2 exons. Gene Ontology annotation, biological process: fatty acid beta-oxidation. Gene Ontology annotation, cellular component: mitochondrion. NCBI's taxonomy places the organism in Eukaryota, Fungi, Ascomycota, Sordariomycetes, Glomerellales, Glomerellaceae.